AUGUCGAAGUCCAAGGAUAGCAGCUCCUCUGGGGGCUUCCACCAGGAGUACAUUGCGUCCCUGCGCUACCGAAACGAUCUCCCGCCCCCCGACAUGCCCCCGAAGUUUCUUGAUAUUCCACAUGAAGGCCUCGAACGUUUUCUCACCCCCGGAUUUGCCUCCAACCUGGCUCGGCGAGAAGAGCCCAAUAUCGAUGUUGACGCGGAGGGUGGUAUGCCAAUUGACCUCGUCGGUAUUCCUGGUCUCCACUUGGGCGAUGAAAGUGCUAUUAUGGCGCCUGAGCAUCCCGAACCAGUUGACCCGGCGGAUCUCCCCCUCCUGAUGACCUUGGAGCAGCUGAAGAACCCAGCCCCGAAAAACGCCAACGUCAGUUUCCUUCGUCGUACGCAAUACAUCUCUGCUGGACUCCGAGCGCCGGAAGGCCCCAAAGUCACCCCCCUCAAGACCAAGUCCCGCGCUGCCGACAAAGCAAAAUCGCAAGAUGACCCCCUCUACAUCAAGAAGUACCUUCAGAAAGGAUUCGACAUUGCGUACCCCGAGUCAAAACAUGUCGGCGAGGACACGCCCAGCAAGAUCAAAGGGCAUCCUGCCACGAAGAUGGAGCAUGAUGCAUGGGCACACCCGGUGCAUCCCGACAACCCGAAGCUCAAGCCUGUUGGCUUCUAUCCUCUUCUCCCCGACCUUCAAGGCUUCCCCGACCCCGGAGGUUUUGUGCAGUUCAAGUUCGACAAAGCGCCCGUUCAAGACGUGUCGGGGAAGCGCGAUCGACGCAUGGAUGCUGCGGUCUUGCUGCCAUCUGCACCAGAGGAGCGCGUGUGUCAGGAACACGCCACCAAGGUUGCCCUGCACAAGACGAACCCCAACCUGUACCCUGACCCCGGCCCGGUUCCCUGGGAUUACGAUCUAUUCCUCCCGGAGAAGAAGGAAUCUGCGAAGAAUGUGCUUGCGAGCUUGCAGCUGUCCAAUCCUGAUCGUGACGAUGAGGAGCUGUACACCCACGAGGGAGCCGAUAACGCCAGGUUCCAUCGCUACGAUCGUGUGCGCACGUAUGCUACGAGCGCCCAGACCCUUGGCGGAGAACAUAAGCAGAAGGAUUUUGCAUUGACGAUUUUUGAUCCGUCGGAGCUCGGCGAAGAACAGAAGGCCAAGCUGCCCUCCAAACAGAAGGCGGCGUACUACUAUCCGAUCCUCGGCAAGACGCGUCUGAAGCCUGAACGGGCACGGGCCGUGGCGCAGGCCGGUUUGGCACCUACACGCCCGAAGAACAAAGAAGACCAGGUGCAUCAGAUUCAGCUGGUUGUCCGGGACCCCGACGAGGCCGAAGUGUAUAAGCGGUCGCUGCAUCGGGCGGCCAUUGACCCGAAGUUCGCGGAGACUAUGCCGCCACCGCCCGAAGAGCCGGAAGCCGAACACGAGCCCGAGACACAGGAAGGGGAGGCUCAUGAUGAGGAAGCGAACGACUCGAGAGGUCGUGAGGGGAGUAUCGAAGACCGGGGCAUGGCUCACAAUGAGGACGAUGCAGACCAGAUGAGUGACGACGAGUGA
This is a messenger RNA of Aspergillus terreus NIH2624, 1545 nucleotides long. RefSeq lists its product as uncharacterized. Gene Ontology annotation, molecular function: RNA polymerase II complex binding; chromatin binding. The coding region runs from base 1 to 1545 and encodes 514 amino acids. Lineage: Eukaryota; Fungi; Ascomycota; Eurotiomycetes; Eurotiales; Aspergillaceae. Gene Ontology annotation, biological process: transcription elongation by RNA polymerase II. Gene Ontology annotation, cellular component: Cdc73/Paf1 complex. The record is from RefSeq and is a predicted model, not a curated record. The transcript has 2 exons.